UAUGAUGAUUGUUAUGAAACGAAUAAUCAAGUUUAUUUUUAAGUUUAUGUACAUAUAUAAAUAUUAAAACAAAUCAUACAUAAAUUAUCUUAUAUCUAUAAAAACGUUACACAUGAAUUUUUCACUUUUAAACAAUGAUUGAAAAUCAAACUUUACAAGUAACACAGAAAGAUAGUGCACCUAAAUUAAUAAUUACUAAACAAAGUUUUCGAAAACAAGUGUGGGAUCAUUUAAAAACAAAUAAAAUAUGCACUUUUCCGAGCCCAUUCGGAAGGAUUCCAAAUUUUAAGGGAGCACAUCAAGCUGCAUCGCAGUUGAUGAAUCUUGAAGAAUUUGAGUUGGCCAAAUCUGUGGAAGUUAAUCCAGAUAAACCACUGGAACCUUCAAGGAUACUUGUUCUAGAAAAUGGAAAAGAGCUAUUUGUACCAGUUCCUCGUCUUCAAGAAAAUUUGUUGAAACAAUUAAUUCCACAAAAUGGAUUAACUACUAAGAAAAUUGUUAGUAGAUGGGGCAUUGAACAUACAGGGAUAAAAAUUGAUUUAGAUAGUAAAAUUCAUAUUGAUCUAAUAGUUGUGGGUAGUGUUGCGGUUUCGAAAGAGGGCUACAGAAUAGGAAAGGGAAAGGGAUAUGCUGAUUUGGAAUUUGCGCUGUUGAAAGAAAUUAAUGCCAUUGAUGAUAAUACUCUUAUCGUUACCACAGUUCAUGAUUCACAGGUGUUUGAUGAAUUGCCUAAAGACUUAUUUAAAAAAUACGAUGUGCCUGUUGACUACAUUUUAACACCUACUCGAAUAAUUAAAGUUGAAAAGAAGCUGCCAAGACCAACAGGAAUUUUUUGGGACUUAUUGUCACAGACCCGUUUAAAUCAAAUAGAAAUAUUAAGAAACUUAAAGCUACAACAUGAAAGGGAAGGUAAACUGAUACCAAAUAUUAUAGAGUCGAAUAUUGAAACUCAUUCUACUAGGUCUCAAAAAAAGAAUAAAGGAAAUAAAAUGAAAUCAGAUGUACUAAAUGUCGAACAAUUGAAAGAAAAUGAAGAAAAUACUUCUAAACAAAAAAAUAAUAUUAAAUGGAAUUCUAACGUAACUAAAUUAAUAGAUAAUGAAAAUAUUCCUCCACCAUCACCAAGGAGAAAACGUAGUAAACAUCCUAUCGAUUUCUCUUUACUUAUAGGUAAUAUAGAAAGGAACGUUAGAGUAAAGGAUUUAAAAAAAGCUCUAGUGGAGAAAGGAAUUAAACCUGAUAGCAUUACUUGGAAAGGUUAUAGAGGGUUUUGUUACCUUCAUUAUUCUGCACGAACCAAUAAGAGGGACCCAGAAAAGAGGGAACCAUUUUCAAUCGAUAAUGUUAUUGAAAUACUCCAAGGAUUGAAAAUCAUACCAACCUCCAAACAAAACUUGACGGUUAAAGUUGUGGAGCCCAUCACCAGGAUCGAAACUACGGAUGUUACUGCAGUUUAGCAGUUUACAGCUUAUCAAACUUGCCAAAUAUGGUACCAAAACAAUUAGUUCCUUUUUAUCAAAGUUGUGUGUGAGAGAAUCGAAUAUAUUGCUUGAAUGAGACAAAUGGAAGUAUGAUACUUAUUUAUUUAACAUAUCUGCUUGUUUCUUGUUGACUUUCUAAAAUUAACAACAUUGUUAGUAACAAUAUUGUUAAUAUUUCCAACACAGUUCUGAUUGACUUUGAUUUGGUUUUUAUCUGUAUUAUAUAGGGUGUUGCAAUAUUUUACUGACAAAAUUCUACAAGUGAUUCUGUGACUAAAAUUGAAAAAUUCAUGUGAACAUAGGUUCCCAACCUCUUAGUUUUUGAUAUACAAGUUUUGUUAGUUAUCCUCAUUUUUUUAUUGCUACCUGCUAGAUAUAUUCUCUAUUCAUUGGCCAGAUACUCGCCAACUUUAAACUAUAUUAUUACUGAUUUAUUCAAAUUAGCCAUAGACCACAGACCACAAAGAAUGUCACAUUUUAAUGAAUAAACAGAAUUUGUUUUUUCAUAAGAGAAAAAUCAGUGUCAACAAAAAAAUUUAAAGAAACUAGAGGCCCUAGUUCUAAAAAUUUUCACCUUAGGUAGGUUACGAGGGUUGUAUGAUAAGUACCUGGCCUUGAUAUGAAAAAGCAUUUUUUACGUGUAAAAUUAAUUUUAUAUUUCAAUGUAAAUCACCUUUCAGUUCAAUAUUUUAGUCCGUUUUUCUACCUUUUGUAUUAUCUCUAAAAAUUACAAUUCAAAAUAAGUGUUUGUUUCACCAAUGACCUCAUCGUUAGAGUAAAAUUUUUUUUCCACGAGCCGUUUUUGAGCCGUUUUUUCAUAUUUGGAAAUAGGCGAUAAUCGCUAGGUGCUAAAUUUGGUGAAUAUGGUGGAUGCGGAAACAAUUCGUAUCCUAACUCAUGAAAUUUUGCCACGACGACGCAAGUGUGCAUGUGUGCAAUGUCUUAAUGGAAGAGGAUUUUUUUCUUCGCCAAAUGCAGACGUUUCCCUUUUACAGCAAGGUUGAAAUGGUCCAAUGAGGUGAUACAAUAUUCUCCAUUAAUUGUUUUGCUCUCUUUCAAGGUAAUUGACGUGAAUUAUGCCACGUACAUCCCAAAACACGGUAGCUGUGAGUUUGUUCGCCAAUAAAGUUGUCUUAGCCUUCUUUGGCGCAGAUUCGCCUUGGAAAUCCCACUGUUUGGACUGUUCUUUGGUUUCUGGUGUGCUGUGAUGAAUCCAUGUUUCAUCAACAGUUAUGAACCGACGCCAAAAAUCAUUCUGAUUGGGUUUUAACAUCUCCAAACAUUCUUUUGAAGUUGACACACGUGUUGUUGUUAAUUGUGAGCAAUCACGUUAUCCAUCCUUUUUCAUAUCUAAAUGAAUUAUUAAAAUAUCUUGCACCCGUUGAAUUGAUUUGGCCACAGUCUCAGCAAUGACAAGCACUUUUGCUCUCUGAUGGUUUAUCAUGAAUCUUGAAUUAUUUUUAAAGUGGUAACCUCAUUUUUAUGCUUGUACCGGCACACUUAAAUUGAACUGUCCAAUAUUUGAUGAUUGAUAAUGAAGGUACAGAGUCCCCAUAAACUUCGCUGAGCUCUGUUUUAAUCUCAUCAAUUGUUUUCUUUUUCAAAAACAAGUAUGUUAUCACCGCUCGAUAUUCAAUUUUUUCCAUUGUUGUAAAAUUACAAAAGUUCUAUUUAAAUUACUGGCAUUUACAAACUAAACCACACACGACUUACAGUUUGACAGUAUUGUUGUGAAAGGUUAUAUUUACGAAAAAUAUCACUUUUUAAAUAGUAGCAGUGCCAUCUGUUGCCUAGGCCGGGUACUUAUGAUACAGCCCUCGUAUUUUUCGAAACUUACCAGUAGAUGCGUAGGUAGAAAAUGGUUUUUUAUCAAAUAGUUUUAAAGUUUGGUGGUAAGAAGGUGUUUCUAAUUUAAUUGAGUAAUUUAUGAUUUCACCUUUGGAGUUUAUACAAGGAGUGAUGACUUAGUGUUAAAAAAAGUGAACCAUUUCUUAGGUUACGUAAAGGCAGCGCUGUUGUAAUUACCUGAGUGUGAAAAAGAUCCACGAGAAAUUAAAAAUGACAAUGUUUAUACAGGCUGUUUCAGAAAGACCUCCCGUAAAUACAGGGGG
Molecule: messenger RNA, 3592 nt
Organism: Anoplophora glabripennis (Asian longhorned beetle)
Lineage: Eukaryota; Metazoa; Arthropoda; Insecta; Coleoptera; Cerambycidae
Product: methenyltetrahydrofolate synthase domain-containing protein
Exons: 4
Coding region: 135-1457 (440 amino acids)
Cellular component (GO): cytoplasm
Source: RefSeq, a predicted model, not a curated record